Chenopodium quinoa (quinoa) is the source of this 1216-nucleotide messenger RNA. RefSeq names its product stem-specific protein TSJT1-like. The record is from RefSeq and is a predicted model, not a curated record. Lineage: Eukaryota; Viridiplantae; Streptophyta; Magnoliopsida; Caryophyllales; Amaranthaceae. The coding region runs from base 300 to 1076 and encodes 258 amino acids. The transcript is spliced from 4 exons.
GUAAGUAGAAUAAAUGACUCAUUUCAUAACAGAAAAAAAAAAAAAAAAGGAUUAGAUUGACAGAUCACAAUGAUAUAUUAUUAUUGUACUUUUGUCAAAAACAACUUGCAUUUGCGUAAACAUCUUUGUUUAUCUAUCUUUUCACACCACCCUAAAUAAACCCAACAUCACACAUCAUUUUGUUUCAUAUAUUCUAUGUUGUUUCUACUCACUCUCAUUCACAAAAUUAAUCAUCAUCUAAUCUCCUAAUUAACUUUGUAAUUAAGAGUUAAGUGUUUUUCUUUAGUUAAGUUAAAAAAAUGUUGGCUAUAUUCAACAAGGAUUUGGUGGAUCCACCAAAGGAGCUAAACAGCCCGGUUUCACAUUCAUCCGGGUCGGGUAAUAAGCCCAAGUACCCUCAAGAUAUUGUGAAAACUUUCCAACAAGCUUAUUCCCAAAAUACCCCUCUUUCUGUUGGUUUUGGCAAUUCUGCUUUUCUUGCUUAUUCCUCUUCUAAAGGUCCUCAAGUUCAUCACCAAAGGUUGUUUAGUGGGAUGGACAACAUGUAUUGUAUAUUCUUGGGGAGUUUGCAUAAUUUGAACGCCUUAAAUAAGCAAUAUGGUUUAGGAAGAGCUACCAAUGAAGCCAUGUUUGUCAUUGAAGCUUACCGGACCCUCCGAGACCGUGGCCCGUACCCGGCUGAUCAAGUCCUUAAGGAUCUUGAAGGCUGCUUUGGGUUUGUCAUAUUUGAUCAAACUGCUGGGACUGUCUUUGCUGCUCAAGGGACAGAUCAAAGAGUUAAACUUUAUUGGGGAAUUGCUGCUGAUGGUUCUGUUGUUAUUUCUGAUAAUUUGGAUGUCAUAAAAUCAGGCUGUGCUAAAUCUUUUGCACCCUUUCCAUCUGGGUGUAUGUACCACAGUGAAGUAGGGUUAAUGAGCUUUGAACAUCCAAAGAAUAAAAUGAAGGCAAUGCCAAGAACAGACAGUGAAGGGGCGAUGUGUGGAGCAAACUUUAAGGUGGAUAUCAACUCAAAGAAAACUACUAUGCCUCGUGUUGGAAGUGAAGCUAAUUGGGCCCUUUGUGGUUUCCAAACUUGAAUUUUUUUUUUAACAAAAUAAAAAAUUAUUCGGAAUUUUAUGUUUUGAAGAUUUUUUUACUCUAGUAAGUAGUAACUUUAUGUAUGGUUUACUCUUUUGAGUUAUGAAUAAUGGAGAAAUGAUAAUCAAUAUACGGAGAA